AUGCACACUCUCACGCUUGUUCUGUAUGCUCUUUGUCCCAUUGCGCUCGCAGCCAGCUCUGGCUGUGGAAGCGUCCUACCAUCGGGACUCACGCCAGGUAAAUCUACCACCAAUGUGACUCUGUCCUCGAAAUCCGUCAUUGGCAAAACAACCGAGCGUCAAUACAUUAUCCACCUGCCAUCAUCGUUCGAUGCCACAAACAAGAAAGCUGCGCCGCUGGUAAUUGCUUUCCAUGGUCAGCAGCAGCCAGCCAGGAGCAUGGAAGUGAUCAGCGAGCUGUCAACUCCGGCUUUCAAUCCGAAUACCAUUGUGGUCUAUCCAGAGGGCAUGAAUGUUCAGGCCCCCGGUGUGCAAUGGCUUGGAGACCCGCUGGCUCCUACAUCUUCAGUGAUUGACGACAGAAUCUUUGUUGAUGAACUCCUUUCACAUCUCACAUCCACGCUCUGCAUCGAUGAAAGCCGUAUAUACGCUGCUGGUCUUUCUAACGGUGGUGGACUGACUGGACUUCUGAUGUGCGAUCCAAAGCUCAACAAACGAUUUGCGGCCUUUGCAACAGUGGCGGGCGCAUUUUACCCGGACGCAAGUCUUACGGAGCCGCUAUUUCAGGGAGGAUGUCUUCCAAACCUGCAGGGACGAGCACUUCCCUACAUGAAUCUGCAUGGGCUGAACGAUAGCGUGGUUGCGUACGAUGGCAACAACAAUCCGCCACCAGCUUCUAUUCCGGUUUUGAACUGGGUUGAGGGUUGGGCGAAGCAUGAUAACUGCUUGAGCAACCCUCGAGCUGUGAACAUAGCCAGCGACAAGGUUACAGAGCGACGAUGGCAGUGCAAUGGUGUCAAAGAUGUUGUUGUUCACAGAGCUAUCCAGGGAUUUGGUCACGGAUGGCCUAGUCGCAAGGCCCAAGGUGAACCAUUCGACACACUGAGGAACGGACCUACAACAUGGGACGCUACCCCGUUCAUUCUGGAGUGGUUCGCCAAGUGGAAGUUAUAG
Alternaria postmessia is the source of this 993-nucleotide messenger RNA. RefSeq lists its product as uncharacterized. The coding region runs from base 1 to 993 and encodes 330 amino acids. The record is from RefSeq and is a predicted model, not a curated record. Gene Ontology annotation, molecular function: feruloyl esterase activity. The transcript has 2 exons. NCBI's taxonomy places the organism in Eukaryota, Fungi, Ascomycota, Dothideomycetes, Pleosporales, Pleosporaceae. Gene Ontology annotation, cellular component: extracellular region.